AUACUAUAAUUCCGGGUUAAAACGGGUCUUGUCAUUUGGCAGAAGACCCAACCGAACCAAACUGUAAUUCCAGGGACGAUUUGGAGAAGUAGAGAAGAGAAGGGAAAUGAAGAAGAGGACAGUGUACGUUUGGGGGGUAGCCAUUCUCUGUUUUGUGGUGUUGAUGAUCGUCACUCCUGCCAUCCCUCAGUCUGAAGCUUACCACGAUUUCGCUGAUCAGCGCGAGUUUUUGGGUAUUCCUAAUACACUUAAUGUGGUUUCAAAUUUCCCUUUCCUUGUUAUUGGUCUCAUUGGUCUUGUCCUUUGCUACUAUGGGGAUUAUUUUAAGUUCAGCUUGCAAGGAGAGCUUUGGGGUUGGACGUGUUUUUACAUCGGUGUGGCUGCUGUUGCAAUCGGAUCCUCAUACUAUCAUCUGAAGCCAAAUGAUGCUCGUCUUGUGUGGGAUCGCUUGCCAAUGACAAUUGCGUUCACAUCGAUCAUUGCAAUCUUUAUCAUUGAAAGGAUUGAUGAGCGGAAGGGAACAAUUUCCAUCAUACCUCUGCUUUUGGCGGGUAUUAUCAGCAUAUUGUAUUGGAGGUUCUUUGAUGACCUCCGUCCAUAUGCUAUGGUCCAAUUUCUUCCUUGCAUUGCCAUUCCUCUGAUGGCUAUAUUGUUGCCUCCAAUGUACACUCAUUCCACAUAUUGGCUUUGGGCAGCAGGAUUCUAUCUUUUAGCUAAGGUGGAAGAAGCUGCUGAUAAAGUGAUCUACGAUUGGACUCAUCAUAUUGUUAGUGGGCACACCCUCAAGCAUUUGUGCGCUGCAAUGGUUCCUGUAUUCUUGACGCUUAUGCUUGCAAAGCGGACUGUUGAACCAGCGAGGCAAAGUUUGCUCAAGACAUGGAAGAUUUCCUGGACUAAAUUUAGAAAGACUGAUGGCACAGUAGAGAGCGAUGGCACAGUAGAGAGUUACACUUGUACCUACUCUACAGUUCCAGUUGUGGAAUCACAAUAAUCUGGCUUAUAGUUAUCUAUUUCAGAAAAUAGAAGAGAACUUUUCACUUGUAUUUGAACAGAUGACAAGAAAGGAAACGGGGAAAAAAAAAAGUCACACACACACACAGUUGUUGGCAUUGGCUGCACACGCAAAGGAUAAUUGUAAUUUUGCUUCAAAGUUACACCAAGUACAGACGCAUCUCUAUAUUGUAUAUAAAGACUUUCAUACAACUUCUUUAGUUUGAUUGUGGGGUUGCUCAUUUCCAUUA
Prunus persica (peach) is the source of this 1241-nucleotide messenger RNA. RefSeq lists its product as uncharacterized. The transcript has 7 exons. The record is from RefSeq and is a predicted model, not a curated record. Gene Ontology annotation, molecular function: hydrolase activity, acting on carbon-nitrogen (but not peptide) bonds, in linear amides. Bases 107 to 991 code for a protein of 294 amino acids. Gene Ontology annotation, biological process: ceramide metabolic process. Gene Ontology annotation, cellular component: membrane. NCBI's taxonomy places the organism in Eukaryota, Viridiplantae, Streptophyta, Magnoliopsida, Rosales, Rosaceae.